This is a messenger RNA of Adineta steineri, 2373 nucleotides long. The record is from the annotation of a GenBank genome assembly. Lineage: Eukaryota; Metazoa; Rotifera; Eurotatoria; Adinetida; Adinetidae.
AUGGAAUUAUUUACAAGAGCUAGAAAUACAUUGUUUGGAGCAACUCAACCAAGAAAUGUUCAUUCACUUGAGAAUCUUAAAUAUUUAUAUGGUGUUCUACAACGAAACACAACUGUAUCCGAUGCCAAUCGCGAUUUAUUAACUGAAACACUUCGCAGUAUUUCAGAAAUUCUUAUAUGGGGCGAUCAACAUGAUAGUUCUGUAUUUGAUUAUUUUCUUGAACAUGGAAUGUUAAUUUAUUUUCUUAAUUAUAUGCGUCAAAAAAAUGGACGUUUUAUAUGUGUACAAAUCUUACAAACACUUAAUAUACUUUUCGAAAACAUUCGUGAUGAAACAUCAUUAUAUUAUCUUCUAUCCAAUAAUCAUGUUAAUAAUAUAAUUUCACAUAAAUUUGAUUUUAGUGAUGAAGAAAUAACUGCAUAUUACAUAUCAUUUCUCAAAACACUUUCAUUAAAAUUAAAUAAACAUUCAAUACAUUUCUUUUAUACUGAAAGAACUAAUGAAUUUCCAUUAUAUGUUGAAGCAAUUAAAUUUUUUAAUCAUCCAGAAUCAAUGAUUCGUAUUGCUGUAAAAACUUUAACACUUAAUAUUUAUAGAGUACCUGAUCCAGCAAUGCAUCGUUUUAUAAUAGAUUGUACAGCAACAGAAUAUUUUUCUAAUUUUGUUUGGUUUAUUCGAAAUCAGGUUUUAGAUUUCGAUAAUAUAGUUCGAAAUAAUCGAGAAAUUAAUAAUCGUGGUCAAUUAACAUGUUGUUUAGAAGAAUAUUUGGAUCAUAUACAUUAUAUUCAAGAUAUAUUUUUACUUAAUGUCGAUAGUCUUAAUAAUGUUCUUAAAGAUCAAUUAAUGAAUCGAUUACUUAUACCGGUUUAUAUAUUUUCAUUGAUUAAACGUGAUAAAUUCUCUCGAGUUAAAGAUCCGCGAAUCAUGCUUGAUCAAUUAUCAACUCUUUUUCUACUUGCUGAAAUUUUUCUUGUUAUUCAAUACCGACCUGUGGUUGAAGAAUUAGCUGAUCUCAUUAUUUCAGCUGAUAUUGAAACUGUUGAAGCUAUUCAACAUCGUUACGGUGAACAGAUUUCUUAUAGUUUACCUCCAACGUCUCUUGAAGUCUGUUUAGCUAAAAAUGAACCGAAUGAAGAUGAUACGAAUGAAUCAGAAAUUUCAUUAAAAGUGGUAGAUAUUAAUGAUGAACAGGAACGACGUCAAUAUGAAGAUGAACGUUCACGAAUACAAACUGCUUCAUCAACAUCGAUUAAUAAUAAAACUAUUGAAUCCAGUAUAAAACCAGCAUCUUUAUAUAUAUCAAAUUGGACUGAUGAUGAAAAAUAUAGACGUAGUAAAGAUCCAAUGCGUUUGAAUAAUAGUCAAUUAGCCGAGAGACCUUAUUUUGAAACAUUAAUAAACGCACUUGAAUGCAAUGAAAAUGAUCAAUUAUGUUUCUAUGCAUUGAGUGUAUUAUUAACUAUGACAACAAAUCCAUCGAUCGAUAGUAUUAUUCUGGAAUCCGUCUGUUUAACAGUCAAAUCAUCAGAAAAAAGUUUUUAUAAUACAUUAUUAGUCGAUAAACUUUGUGAUAUUCUCCUAUCAGCUACAAAACAAGAAACUCAUAUUUCUUAUCUAUCUGAUUAUCAUUUCUCUCAAAUUGAACAAGCACGUAAACAAGCAACAGAUGAUUUAAAAGGAUAUUAUCCACAACAAGAACUUUUACUUGAUAUGUUUGAAGAUGAAUAUCGACAAACGCAAUUAAAUCCAAUACGUAUUGAAUAUUUACUUAAAGAUUCAUGCAUGCUAUUUCAACCAACAACAACACCAUUGAGUGGUGUUGAAUUCAUAAAACGUUUACCAUCGGGUGAUAUUGAACGAGCUAGACGAUCAAUUCGAGUAUUUUUUCUUAUUCGUGCAUUAUUUCUUGAAUUAAGUUUAAUAUCAGAAAUUGAAUUACCAUUAACAAAACCAGAAAAUUUGUUUAAAGAAGAUGAUAAACUUGAUUUAAGUAAUGGAGAUUUAAUUGCUUGUACUAUUCAUAUGAAAGAAAGAAAAGAUCGUCGUUUUCUUGUAAUUGAUCAAAUGCAAUUUAUUCUUAUUGAACCUGAUAUUAAAAAAUCUAAUUGGGGUAUUGUCAAAUUUUGUGAUCUAAUGCAGGAUGUUGAAGUAACAAAUGAUAAAGAAGAUAGUCGUUCAUUACAUAUAACAAUUCAUAAACCUGUUACAAAUAUAUAUGUAAAAACGAGUCCACCUAUUCUUAAUGCAAAAUUUACAUUUGAUGAUCAUAUUCGUUGUAUGACAGCUAAACAAAAUUUAAUAAAAGGUCGUCAAAGGUAUUUUCUAUUGAUUUAUUUUUAUUUCAAUAAUAAACUAAUUAUUUUAUUUUUUUGA